AUGGCCGAGGGGGCAGCCAAGAGAAGCGCCUCCCCCACCCGAGCCAUAUCUCCACCGCCAUUGCGCCGGAAGGUUGACUCGACGGUGACCAAGAGGUCGGCGGCAAACUUCUUCACCCCGGCCUCGCAAAAGAAGCCCGAACCGAUCACAUGGCGCGUCAUCGGCACAAGUGUUAUCAUCGGAAAGCAAAUAACGGGCAAGGCUGUCCCUCCCACGGGGAAACAGCGCCGAAUCGCUGGUUUUGAUUUGGAUUCAACCUUGAUCAGAACCAAAUCGGGCAAUGUCUUCCCCAAGUCUGCCACUGAUUGGCAAUGGUGGAAUGCCAAAGUCCCGGGUCGACUGAAGGAGCUCAAUGCUGAAGGCUUCCAAGUGGUGAUUUUCUCCAACCAAAAGAAGAUCAGUGUCCAGAAGGAUAUCAAGGGUGGACGGAGUGACUCAAAAAGUCUGUCGAACUUUAAGGAAAAGAUGACCGCUGUCAUGACGGAACUGGAUUUCCCCAUCAGCGUCUACGCGGCCACCACAGACCCUGAAUAUAGGAAACCCCGUCUCGGGAUGUGGCACGAGUUCCUGGACGACUAUGACCUCGAUGUUGCAGGUGUUGACUUGCCCGCGUCGGUCUUCGUCGGUGAUGCAGCUGGAAGGCCUGGUGAUCAUUCAGCUGUGGAUCGGGGAUUUGCUACCAACAUCGGUAUGCCAUUUAAGACCCCGGAGGAGUUCUUCCUCGGGCAGAUCACGGAGCCCGCGUCGAUGGGCUUUGACCCUAUGUCCUUCGUAAAGUCGGAUCUCGAAGAGCCGGCCAAACCCUUUACUCGCAAGCACCCACUUGAACUUGUUAUUUUCUGCGGCAGCCCAGGUGCUGGGAAGUCCACUUUCUACUGGAACCACUUGGAGCCUCUAGGCUAUGAACGAGUCAACCAAGAUAUUCUCAAGACGCGUCCGAAAUGCCUCAAGGUCGCCCGCGAGUACUUGGAGGCCAAGAAGUCCGUGGCAGUCGAUAACACCAAUGCCGACCCAGAAACGCGAGCUCACUGGACAGCUCUCGCAAAAGAGCUUAGCAUCCCCAUCCGUUGCGUACAAUUUAUCUCGACGCCAGAACUAUGCCGGCAUAACAACGCCGUUCGAGCGUCCAACAAAGAGCUGAACCCCGAAUCCCGAACUUCCCUUCCCGGCAUCGCCUUCGGCGAUUUCGCCCGCCGCUUCCGCGCACCAACGCUGGACGAGGGCUUUGAUGAUAUCAUCCCCGUCGAGUUUCAAUUCCACGGCAGCGAAGAGGCGAAGGGCCUUUGGGGCCAGUACUGGGUUUGA
Molecule: messenger RNA, 1305 nt
Organism: Penicillium mononematosum
Lineage: Eukaryota; Fungi; Ascomycota; Eurotiomycetes; Eurotiales; Aspergillaceae
Product: putative DNA 3'-phosphatase Tpp1
Exons: 9
Coding region: 1-1305 (434 amino acids)
Biological process (GO): DNA repair
Molecular function (GO): ATP-dependent polydeoxyribonucleotide 5'-hydroxyl-kinase activity; polynucleotide 3'-phosphatase activity; double-stranded DNA binding
Source: RefSeq, a predicted model, not a curated record